This is a messenger RNA of Lolium perenne, 827 nucleotides long. RefSeq lists its product as uncharacterized. Gene Ontology annotation, molecular function: calcium ion binding. NCBI's taxonomy places the organism in Eukaryota, Viridiplantae, Streptophyta, Magnoliopsida, Poales, Poaceae. The record is from RefSeq and is a predicted model, not a curated record.
UAAACAUCGCUCCGACUCCGAGAGACCAAACCCACGGCGCCCAUCACACAAACCCAGACCCACACCAAACCAAAUCCACUGCGAGUAGACGAGCGAGAGUGAGGUACAGAGUGAGCUCUACAAGAAACCGAGGCCAGAGCCAGACCGGCUAGCGAGCGGCAGAGAGGUUGCAGCUAGCUAGUAUUCGACAACAUGAGCGUGGUGAUCCUCGACGGCUCGACGGUGCGGUCCUUCGUGGCGGACGAGGCCGCCUUCGCGCGCAGCGUGGACGCGCGCUUCGCCGCGCUCGACGCCAACGGCGACGGCGUGCUGUCGCGCGCCGAGCUCCGCCGAGCGCUGGAGUCCUUCCGCCUCCUCGACGGCGAGGGCUUUGGCUCCGCCGAGCCGCUCCCUCUUCCCACCGAGGUCGCCACGCUCUACGACGCCGUGUUCGAGCAGUUCGACGCCGACCACAGCGGCGCCGUAGACCACGCAGAGUUCCGCGACGAGAUGCGCCGCAUCAUGCUGGCGGUAGCUGACGGCCUCGGCUCCCAGCCGCUCCAGGUCGCCGUCGACGACGAGGGCGGUAGCUUCCUGCUCGAGGCCGCGGAGCACGAGGCCGCCAUGAUCGCCGCCAAGGUCCAAGAAGAAAGCAGGAAGGCGGUCGAGGAAGCCAGCAGCAAGUGAUGCCGCCGACGGGUCCACGUCGGACGGUCGGAGGACAUGUGUCCACGUGCCGGAGUAGUGGCGUGUAUGUAGACGUGGUGUCGCACGUGUAUACGUGAGAAUGGUGGCGUGCGUAUCUCCUGUGUGUACCGAAAUGAAAUAAAAAUCUAUUUUUCUCGAUA